Cimex lectularius (bed bug) is the source of this 3863-nucleotide messenger RNA. It is a transcript of the gene RYBP, whose product is annotated as YY1-associated factor 2. Gene Ontology annotation, cellular component: nucleus. The transcript is spliced from 5 exons. Bases 347 to 856 code for a protein of 169 amino acids. The record is from RefSeq and is a predicted model, not a curated record. Gene Ontology annotation, molecular function: transcription coregulator activity; DNA binding. Lineage: Eukaryota; Metazoa; Arthropoda; Insecta; Hemiptera; Cimicidae. Gene Ontology annotation, biological process: positive regulation of DNA-templated transcription.
AGAUAUUGCAGUUUGUUGUUAAAUACACAGCGUGAAUAUUGUUUUGUAAACAUGCAGAAAAAAGUCAUUCACUUUAAUUCGUAUAUAUCAUGAAAUUUGAAGAAAAAACUAAUAAAAUUGAUUUUUUGAAAGACAUAUUAUCUUAUUCCUAAAAUGUGCAGUCUUAUCAAAUCGCUCAAUUUUUUCAUUAAUUGACAAUGGCAACAUGCUGAAACGGGUCUGAGAACGUCCAAAACGAACAGGAAGAGGCAGACUGAGGCGAUUAGAAAUCAGACUUCAUUAGGUAAGUUGAUCGAUCGAGGCUAUUAACUAGGAGAGAAAAUCAGAGCUUGAAGUCUCCGUCGUGAUGGUUUGGAACCUUGACAUCAUGGAUAAAAGAACUAAACGGCAAGCAAAAGUGUUAGAAGAUAAUUAUUGGGACUGCAGUGUGUGUACUUAUAGAAAUACUGCUGAAGCUUUUAAAUGCCUCAUGUGUGACAUAAGGAAAGGAACCUCAACCAGAAAACCGCGAAUUAAUUCACAGUUGGUUGCUCAACAAGCAGUACCUCAGUACACAACAACGUCACUGAAACCUGUGAAAAGAGAUGGCAUCAAGGAUAAAACUCUUAAACGAAGGAUAUCCCAUGAUAAAUCAAGCAAGAAGACAUGGCAUCCACCGAGGCUGAAAAAUAUUGACCGAAGUUCUGCUCAAACUCGAGAAAUCACUGUGAAUAAUGUCACUGUAAUAAUAACUGAGUACAAACCUAAGAAAAAGAAAUCAUCAGAUGCUUCCAGUAGUACUUCAGAGGAAAGUCAGACGGACACAAGCAUGGAUGCAAGAAGUAUCGAUUUGGCAACAGAUUCAAGAAGUUCUUAAUGAUAUAAUCAGUUUGUUAUGUACAAAUCAUUAACAUGACUAUGUAGGAGUAUGAUAUUGCUCAAAGUAAUUUUUUUUUUUUGCUUGCUUGUUGUUAUUUUAUUAAAUAUGAUUUUUUUAAAAUUCUUAUUAUAUUAAAUUUUUUUUUAUAUCAUGAUUAUAUAAUUCAGUGCUGUAACGAUGGAAUAAUGACAGCUGAACGAAAAUUGAAUCACUUAACAUGGGUUUGUAAAUCUGUUCAGUUUUGGUUAACAUUUUUCCAGCGGUUUAAUUUAUUUAUUGAAAUAUCAUUGUUCAAAGUUGUCUUUAAAAUUUUUAUUUUAUAUUUAUUAGGCAUUUUACAAUGCUAUUCUCUCCUGCUCUGUAUCAUGUGUAAAGCACUUAUACCCCACACUUGAAUGUGCACAUAAAAAUCUGUAAUAACUGAAAUUUAAAAAUAAAUAUACAAAUUGUAUAAAUAAAAUAAUGAAAAAAAGAAGAGUGAUGAAAGAAUGAUUUUGUAAAUUAGAUUGAACUCGGAGUAAUCUAUAUUUCAGGUUAUUAAAAAUUAUGAGCUUUUUACUGUUGGUCGUACUGAUUGAACAAACGGCCACUCGUUCUUCCAAUAAAGACUUUUUCAUUUAUUAAUACAUUGUAACCUCCUGUCUUUAGAAAUUUCACUUGAAAAUUUUAAAUAAUUAUAAAUUGAGUGAAUUUUCAAAAGUCCAAAGUUGGUAGUUAUACUUGUUAUUGGAAGUAUCUGUAUAAAGGAAAUUUGAAAGACGUAGGUUGGCAAUUUUAGGAAACCAAUUCAACUGUAAUGUAGUGAAAAAUUAAUCACACUUAAAAAAAAAUUAACACGAAAGAAAAAAUUGUCUACCUCAGCAAUAUACGUACGUGUAAGUAAUUAUCACAUUUCUUUUUUGUAUUGUGAGUUCGUGGAUUGCAAAAGUGUAACUAUUAUUUAGCAUUUAAUAAUUUACUUUUGAUACGAAUAGAUAAGCAAUUUUCAUAAUUUAAUGAACUUUGAAGAAAAUUGCCUUUUUCGUAAAUUUUAAAAAUUACGGUUGUACUGGUUAUAUUAAUGAAAUCCUGGAUUUUACUGAUUAUAACAUCGAUUCUUUUGAUUAAAUGUUUAAUAAAUUAUAGGGUCAUUUAAUCAAUUUGUUUAGUGUGUAUAUAAUAAAUUAUGUUUUUCUUAUGUUAAAAUAUGGAUAGUUAUGCAUUCAUGUAAAAAAAUGAAGUAUUAUCAGACUGUGGUAUUUUAAAAUAUAAAAUGUAUUUAGAUUUAGAAUACUAACUUGCCAUUCAUAACAAAAUUUGUCUUAUUUGGUUUAUGUUGUAUUUGAUGAGGGAUGAUUUUUUUAGGGUUAGCAGGAAAUUAAUGUAUCAUUUGAUAAUAUUAAUUUUUUAUGACAUGUGUAUCAUUAUCAGACUUCAUUUCCGUUCAAUUACAAGACACGUGUAUAUAGUAGUCAAUACCGGGUAUUGUAGGUCCAAGUCUGCUUCAAACUUUGUCGUAGUCUUUAUUAUAUUUGAUUAAAUCAACUUUUCAUGCAUGUCUUUAAUAUUUUUAUAUAAUGAUAGCAUGUAGAUAUUAUAAAUAUUCAAUUAAAGAAAGUAUAAUAAUUAUUGACUCAUUAUUUUAUUGGGAUGCAGUUGAAUGUGUGACUUCUGAUAUAAUUUUUACAUUUUGAAAACGGUAGAUUUUUUUUCUCACAACUGCAUAUUUAUAGCCGUUUCAAAUGUAGCAAUUUGAUGUAAAAAUGAAUAUACUUUUUAUUCAUAUUGAAUAUUUAAACAAAAAUGGCUGGUUAAAAGCCAAGCCGUGUGGAAAUAGUUUUCAUUUACCUAGACCAUUUUUAAUAUAUUACUGGUACCUUGUACCCCUUUUAAUUUUUUUGUAGUGUAAAACACUCAAAUUUCAAAGUGCAUAAAUGAAAUAAAACAUAAUUUGUCAGCAUGAGUUAAUUAGCAGAUUAAUUAUUGAGCUCAUGUUAGUAUAUUAACAAUAGAAUAGUAUUUUAUUAUGUCAACUAUCAUUUGACGAGGAGGCGUUAUUGCUACCUUCAUAACACUUGCUAUGUCCAGUUCUGCCAAAAAUAAUAGCUAUAAUAAAUGUUUACAUUAUAAAACAUUUGUUAUAGGAUAAGGUUUGAAGAGGUUUAUCUUGAGCCAAGCACCAACUUUGCAUUUAUAACUCAAGUGCCUAGAAGACCUCAACAAAAGAAAGACCUAAAAUUUAAAUGUAAGUUUAUACAGAUUUGUAAAAAAAAAUAAUAAUAAAUAAAAAAAAAUAAAAAGUUUGCCUGUCUUUCUCCUUUGUAAUGGGCUGGCUAUAAAUAUGACUUCGCUUUGUAAAAAUAAAAUGCCACUUAUAUUAAGUAACAUCUAUUAAAAUUGACUUUAAAAUUCUUUCAAAAUGUAUUUUUUGUUUAAUUUUGUAAAAAAAUAGUAUUUAACAUUACACAAGACUGAAUUGUUUGUCUGUAUUCUAACAACGAUGCAGAUGAAACAUAUACUUGUCUUUAUUUGUUAAAUAUACAUUUUUUCCCUCGUAAUCAUGUUUUAUUUCAGUAUAUCCAAAGGCUAACAUUAAAAAAAAAGUUUUAUUUUGUUUUUCAUAAAACUUAAUCUUUCUGUUUUCAUUAUAUCUGUCAGUCAAAUAACAAAAUCAGUCCAAUGCUGACCAAAAUAAAAUAGCUUUUUCUACUUUGAAAGAGAUUAAAUUUCUUAUUUUGUGAAACCCCCUCUGUGUACUUUCAGUCCUAUUUUUUAUUUUGAGAGACAAUUUUCAUUUGUGAAUAAUUUUUUUAAUAUUAUUUUAUUUUAUUUAUUUUUUAUUAUUAUUAUUUUUUUUUUUUUAAAGGAAAAGCAGAAGGAGGGGCUCAUCAGUUUUGAUGUUUUUCUGCAAUUUAUUGUGGUGUAAGAAAUAGAUUUUAGUUUACAUUGUAUUUUUUCAAGCUGCGUAAAUAAGUACACAAUCCACUAAUUCAUUUGAUUGAGUGUUCAAACUAUCCAAACAAUU